Molecule: messenger RNA, 1041 nt
Organism: Emericellopsis cladophorae
Lineage: Eukaryota; Fungi; Ascomycota; Sordariomycetes; Hypocreales; Bionectriaceae
Product: Isopenicillin N epimerase component-like protein
Exons: 3
Coding region: 1-1041 (346 amino acids)
Molecular function (GO): long-chain fatty acid-CoA ligase activity; long-chain fatty acid transmembrane transporter activity
Source: RefSeq, a predicted model, not a curated record
AUGAACGAUUUGAUGAGUGGCAUCUCCAUUGCCAUCGCCCCCAAAUUCUCACUGAAAGGCUUCUGGGACGAUAUCAUCGAGAGCAACGCAACAAUAUUUGUCUAUGGUAACAUUCUCAGAUCUGAUCGAGACGAGUACCGGAUUUUAACGCGUCUGUUCUACUACCAGGAGCGAUUUGGCGUGUCUGCCAUUGGCGAGUUCUAUGCCAGCACGGAAGGCCCCUUGGCACUCUUCAAUCACUAUCGUGGUGGUGGCUUCGGGCUUGGAGCUGUGGGCCACCACGGUUGGCUCUUGAGGAGGAGAGGCCGCGAUUCCUACGUUGCAGUGGAAACUGAUGCCGAAACAGGAGACAUCCGUCGGUGUCCAAGGACUGGACUUGCCAAGAGGCUGCCGUACGAUCAAGGUGGAGAGAUCCUAGUCCAACUGUCGUCCAAGUCGGCGUGGUCUGGCUACCGGCAGGCUGAAGACGCGACUGCGAAGAAGCUGGUGCACAACGUCUUGAAGCGGGGAGACGUGUUCUUCAGGACAGGGGAUUCCCUGCGUCGCGAUGACAAUGGUCACUGGUAUUUCCUUGACCGACUUGGAGACACAUAUCGCUGGAAGGGGGAGAAUGUGUCGACAACAGAGGUGUCGCAAAUCUUGAACUCGGACCCUGACAUUGCAGAGUCGAAUGUGUACGGCGUAAGAAUCCCAGGACACGAUGGCAAAGCUGGCUGCGCUGCCAUUAUACUCAAAGACUCCGUCCAUCCCGAGCUGAUUGACUGGACGAGGCUAACGGCACGACUGCGAUCGGAGCUACCUCCUUACGCUGUUCCAGUUUUUCUCAGGCUCCGAGAAGCAGUGGGAGCCAUGGUUACGGACAAUUAUAAGCAGAAGAAGGAGCCGCUCAAGCUUGAAGGCGUCGAUCCUGAUACUCUGGGGUCCCAGGUUCCACAAGGAGAGCGUGAUCAGAUCUUUUGGCUGCGUCCGGGGUCACCCAAGUACACGUUGUUCACGAGAUCAGAUUGGGCUGCAAUCUCAGAGUCUCGAGCUAAGCUAUAG